AUGACUGUUGAAGAUCUUCCUGAAAAGCUGCUUAAAGUCAAGGGAAGAAGUCCACUGCGGCAAAAUUACGACAAUACUUACGUUAACCACAUGGCGUCCACGUCGAGGACAGUGACAGACUCGUCACUCAAAAGUAAGCUAGAGUAAUGCCUGCCUCGCAAAUCGGUACUUUGAGAGAAACUCCUUUAACUAUAGCUUUUCCGUGCGAAAUACCUGGUGGUAUACGCCCUUCACCACGUAAAUCUGAAUGUUUUUUUUUUUAACCAUGUGAAACCAAUAUUCAACACCUUGAUGAUCACAGUUGUAGUGAAAAUGUGUGAAAGACUUCCUUCGAUACUUCUCGAUUUGCCCAUCUGUCUAAUCGAACAUUCACGAGAAACUUUAAACGUAUUAAAGUUUAAAUACUUUAUUUUAACUUACCUUAAACGUAUUAGUAAUAAAAUAACAAGUGGAUACAUCCUUAUCGAUCCUUAAAUAGGCAUGAUUGUAGCCUGACACAUAGUUAGUAGAGGGGACCCCUCUACUAACUAUGCCUGACAUUGGAAAAAAAAAUUCGAGAAAAAAUACUAAAUUACAUAUGUUGCUGGUGACUGGUUUUUUGUUUAAGUACAAAUUCUGGGAAAAAAAGGUCUUCUUGUUUUUCCAACCAACAUGGCUGCCUUGUUGUGUGGUUGCCCCGGGGGGGGGGGUUAUAUGGGCUAUAUAGGUAUGUGCCGCUGUGAAGGGUAUGGUUUUCAAUUCGUUUACUCUAGGAUAGGGUAUAUAAAUCAGAGCGUUUGGGUCUAGAAUAGGGUAUCAUUUUUCAGGAAACUGAUCAGUUGGUUGAAGAUUUUAUCAAGACGGGGGAAACAGCCACUCUAAGAUAGGGGGAUUUGGGGAGUUUACUCUAGUAUAGGGUAGCAAAAUUCAGCUGAACUAGCUCUGGUAUAGGUGAAGGGUUCCAGGGUCCCAGCGGCACAUCCCCACCCAGAAAUUCCUAAAGUAACCCCCCCCCUCCCCCCCGGGUGGUUGCAAACCACUGCUUUGAGUCAACUGUAGAGAUCAUAAAACUGUGAAAGGUUUGAACCCAGGAGUCAUUUCAAAAGUAGGUUGAGUUUGAUCGUCCGGGUGAACGUAGUCCUGAAUAGGACUGUUGUUGUUGACAGUGACUGAUGUUUCGACAACCUGUGCGGUAGUCAUCUUCAGAGUCAAAGAGAGUUGUAUCACGUCAGUUGAUGGUUUUAUACUCUGGUUAUUGAUCUGAUUGACCAAUCAGAUCAAUAACCAGAGUAAAGGGGGGAAUUUCAUAUAUCCCAUGAUGCAUCGCUUGAUACUAUAUUAUCAAGCUUCUGAACGCACGUGAUCCUAUCAGUUCUCAUCAGUUCAACAGGGACGCGACAGUUGAACAACGGUGGAAAGCGACUUGUUUUGCCGAUAAAACCUUCUGUACCUUUGCUGUGUCGAUCUAUUUACGAUUUUCGUUCUACUAUUCCAAAUAUAUCUCUUGUUAAUUCAAAGAGAGUGUUUGGCCGCCGAUUAUUAGUUAACUACUCAGGGGCACCCAACGAGGAUAUAGUUCAAAACCACUUAACAUAGCAUUGUUCAAAGUAUUUUUGUAUUUAAACGUGAGAUAUAGGCAUCUUUUUAUCCCCUAAAAUUUUUCAUCUGUUCGGAUUUCCCACCUGAAAGUCUAGUGAUCCGAAAAUUAUAGGGAUCACAACUGACCUUUUCGAAAAUUUCAGCCAGGAAAAGGCUCCCGAAAAUUCUAGGUGGCCUUUUUUAGGGUAAAUAUCCGUUUAAAAUGGAUAAUUAUACUAUUUUGUAGAUGUCCGAAAAUCCUAGGAGGGGGAGGCAAGCAAGAAAUUUUACAACAAAUGUUCCGAAAAUUCUAGUUCUCAAAUCGUCUUCCGAACAGAUAUUUUCCCGAAAAUUACCGUUGGGUGCCCCUGACUACUGUAACUAGCCUUACGAUCGCAAGGCAAUCCACGCAAAUGUUCUUAGAAGCUAGCGAGGAAGGUCUUUGCUUCAGUACGUCCUGUAUUAACGUGCGUUGAUAAAGCUCUCCAUGGAUUUACAAGUGAUUCCCACGUACUUGUCUUGAAAUAAAUACAUAUUCUAGGUGUGAGAUUUCUCUUCGUUGCUUGUUUGUGAUCGCGGUGUUCAUAUUGUCAGUUCAAUAAUUCAUCGAUACAGUACAUCAACCGUUCGUUGACCGCACAUGCAUUUACUUCAACAAGCUCGGCUUAUGCAGUCGAAAAUACCGAGACCAUUAAAGUACAAAGUGACGAGUAUCGGAGAUAAAAUUCAAAGGAAGGGAAUAGCUCUAUAUUUUUCGUAACACAACACCAGCUAUGCAUUCGUCAUUAAGCAAUGGCAAAAUAUAUAUAUGAAACACCCACUUCCUCUUUACAGUGGAUCCAAAAGAAUUAUCAAAAUGUCUAUAAAGGUUUUAUGCGCCGGUUGAGGUCCUACGGCCUGCUAUUCCAUGACAUUUGCUGGCCUGUAUAUUUCAAGUUCGCCUCGCGCGGUUGCAACCGGAAGCCACCAUGAGAAACCAAUUUUACCUAAAAUAAUGAGACAAAAAAGCUUUAAUACUAUAAACCAGUGAAUUUAAACACUCAUCAUACUCAUCAUACCCUCAAGAGGUAAUACUUGAGUUUUGAUCAGCGAAAAAAGAGCGAAUUCAAGAAAAAAUGUCCCAUCUUCGCAGGACUUAGCAUAACGAAAUUGAAACCUUCGCCUUGCAUCGUAGCGGAGAAAGGGCAGAAAAUGCGAUAUUUCAAAACGAUCAAACCGAUAAAAAUCGCGAGGUCGAAAGAGGUCGGAGCGUGGAACUAGCAUCAAGCACCCCUUGUCCGCCGAUUUAUAUAAUUUAUUGGGGCAAAACCUUUCUAGAAUAAAGACAGUUUUCGAUAAUUGAAAGUCAUCUGAAUAAAUAUUCACUUGCGAGCUAAAACAGCAUGGCUUAACAGGGUCGUAAACGAGAGCAAUAAUGCGUGAAAUGACUUAAGAAACAUUUUACAUUAUCAAUCAGAUACCAAAGAUUAACAGGACUCAUUGAAACUUACCUUGGAUGAGCUGCAUCUUGAAAUUCAGGUCGUUGAAAAUCUCCCUCGAACCCCUCGAACGCUCUUUCCACCGCGAAGAGAAGACAGAAAUUAGCCGCCAAGCAUCAUGGGAUAUAUGAAAUUCCCCCCUUUAACCAGAGUAUAAUACCAGGCAAUGAAUAGGGGAAACAAAUGAGAAUUCAAAUUUUGAUCUUAGUGUUUAAAGAGUUAAAGGUAAACAACAAUGAAAGAAAAAGAGAUAAGAGUAGAUUCUUGGUACUUACACACAUCAUGUCCUUGGUUUAUUUAUUGAUUAAGUGUAAUGUGAUGUAUUUGCAAAGAUCUUUUCAUUCCUGGGUUAACUUUUUUAAUCACAUACAACUCUUGUCUGUUUUCUUUAGAGUCAAGGACAGCAGCACAGCAAGCUGAAAGUAACACUGGACCCUUUGUUGUAUUAGGUCUUAUCUUUGUAGCAUCUCUUGUAGCAAUGGCAUUUGUUUAUUGGAGCUUUCCUAAUCUUAAACCGUAAGUUUCUUUCUUCUUUGUAAGUUUAAUAGUAAGUUUUCAAAACUGUUAAUGGAUAUGAGUUCUAUAAGAGGAAAAUAUAACCAUUUGAAUUUGCUUGACAAAAUUUAUGCAAGGGCCUCUCUGACAUUUGCCAAUUUGAAAAUGGAAAAAUAAAGCUUUCCCUUCUCCAUCUCCUCCACCCAAUUUUAUGCUGCUGUUUGAGCUACCUGUAGAAAACAACAAACACCCCAACUUUGAAUGGAGGGGAGGGUUUGUGGAUUGUUUUGUUCUCUAAAGUUACCACAUUUGAAGAAAAUGUCUCUAUUGCUGAUUGUGGCCUCAAAUGGUUGUCUUUUUCGACAUAGCAAUACAAUUCACAUUAAUAGAGGAUAUUCCAUUUAAUACCAGAAAAAGUGUACAAUCACAUUGUCCCUGAGAUAUACAUGUAACCUAAUGACCAGAAUCCCUGUUUCUUCAAUGUAUUUAUUUAAAUAUAUUCAUCAUUUUGAGAAAUAAAGUCAAUAAUCCUGCCAUUAAACCCCCUGACUUAUUAGGGAGCUUAAGCCACUACGACGGUGACAGGUACAGAAACGUUCACUUAAAGAGUGAAUUUGUGCUGUCCUGAACUCUAUCACCCUUAUUCCAUCUCGUUCAAUUUGUCAAAUGUUGGCAUUUUUUUCUGGAGUUGAAUUCUAAAGGACUGUGUCAAGGUACAGGAAAAGAAAAAGAAAGUCGUUGUCUUCUGUUCGCGUCCUCCACUAAACAUGAAAUUAGGCAUUUUCACGUCGUAGUCAUGCAGUGAUGGCAAAGAAAUGUAUAAAAAUGUGCGAUGGGCAUGCAAAGUUGUUGUUUUGCUUAUCAAAUCUAUUGGUUUUUGGCCAUUCUCUUCGCCAUCGGCAUCGCCGUCAUCAUUGCCUAAGCUCCUUAUUGAGUAAGAUCAAAAUCCCUCUGCUUGCAGGGUGAUGCAUGAAAAUCUAAUUGAGUUGAUUUUUUAGGGAAGACAAGGCCAGCAUAAAACUGCCAAGGAAUAUGACAGAUGCCCAAGGCCUGGGGAAAGCCUUGUCUAAUUACACUGAGAAGUACUUCACUCAAGUUCUUGGAGGAUAUGUUGUUAUAUAUAUUUUGUAUCCUUCUGAUUGUAAUGCACUAACUGUUAUGUUUACAUUGUCAUAAGUUUUACUUGGAAAUUACAUUAAAUGUAAUUUAAUAGUAAAAUUUUUACCAGCUAAAAUGAUAAAAUACAAGUAAUAACUAUUAUUGUCUGUAGGUUUCAAAAAUAAUCCCCUUGCAACCAUCCCAGUUGUUUGUUAAUCUUAUAACCACCAUUUACUUUUCAUGGUAGGAAAUCCAAGAACAGAAAAAUUAUAAUAAUUGUCUAAAUGUUGAAAGAUGCUUUUGGGUACUAAUAAGCCAUUAAUUUUGCAUGACAACGUCAUUGUACUAUUACGACUAGAAUCCUUCAAGGUUUCGCUUUCUCAUUCAAAUUAGUGCUUUUGUUAUUUAAAUCUUGCUGGGAUUAACAAAUUUAGGUAUGAAAGGAAACCCGGAAAGGAUUCGUGGUCUUGGUAGUAAAAUGACACCGUCGUGUAAAUGGCCUAUUAUAUUGAGAUAUAUAUAUAACAGCCAACUUGUUUUAAUUAACUCAUGUGGUUAAAAAGUCUUAACUUCUUUUUGAUAGCUUACAAACAUUUGCAAUUCCUGGAUCAAUUUUUCUCAGUAUUUUAUCAGGAUUCUUGUUCCCUUUUCCCUUAGCACUAUUUCUUGUCUGUCUGGUGAGUAAAUAGUAUUAUAGCAUAACAACAGUAAACUAGUUCUCUGAUUGGUCCAUUUUCUCUUUGCCUCUGAUUCCAUCUGAUAAAAGCCAGCACCCAGUCUUUGUAGUAGGUGUCAAUACAUUUGUGUGUGUAAUAUUAUGAAAUUUUCAAUUUAGUGAAGUUACUCAAGAAUUUUUUCCAAUAAUCAUUAUAAUUGCAAGAAAGUUUGCAUGACAUUAGCUCUGAAACUCAAAAACAUGAAACUCACGUUCAAUGCACAUGAAUAUUCAUUCUUCUGAGUACCAUAUUUGGGAAACAAAACUCUGCGUGUGAAGCACACUGUUUUUGCAUUUCUUUGUCGAUACUGCACAACUACGACAUGAAAUGUCGUAAUUUCAUGUUUUAUGAAGGACGUGAACAGGAGAAAACUAUUUAAUGUUUCUUUCUUAGAAUGCAGUGUUUUAGAAUUCAACUCCAGAAACAUUCACCAACAUUAAUUGACAAAUUGAAUGAGUUGGAAUAAGAGCCAAGAAGUUUGAAGCAACCCAAAUUUACUUUUUGUGUGAUAUGAUGUUUUCGUAACUGUCGGUGUCAUAGUUGCUAAAACUCGCUAUUUUUUUAGCAGGCAGGGAUCUGGAGUAAAAUCAUGUCAUUUUGUGUGCGAAGUUUGAUUUGUUUGGUUAUCUUUUCCUCUCAUUCCAAAUAUAGUACUUGUGAAAAUGAAUGAGCAUCGGACAAAGAGAACAUAUGAGAAUUACACGUUUCAACCCCUUAUGAGUUUCUGAUUAGCUUUGAUAGUUUUUUUUUAACCGAAAAAAGUAUUACAAGCUACCUUGACCAAUUUAGACCAGAACAAUAAAUUGAAAUGCCUAUAGAUGUAUAAUAAAAAGUUGUACUUAAAUUAUACUUAUUUAUACAUGCAUUCACAUCACUGGAGACAGAAGGGCACAUUAUCAGGGAACAAAAACCAGUUCCAGAUAAGUUCAGAAGUGUUUGAAUUCUGUGCUUCUUUUUGACCAGAAAAUUUUUUUGUUUUAGUGAGAGAGCAGAGAAUCGAACCCAGGAGCUCUCCCACUUUUAUUGAAACUAUGGGUGCAGCAAAGUGUGCCAGGCACCAUUCAAUCCCAAAUAACUGACCGUGAAUCUCAGAGACUGAACAUAGUAGCGGUCAAGCUUUAUAUUAUGGUCACCUGACAACUUCCCAAAAUAUUCAGCUGCCUUAUAUUUUCUGCAAGGUUGACCUGUAAAUAGCAAUCACCCUGUAUAUAACAGUCACCUUUCCAUUUCCCAGGAGUGAUCAUUGUACACAGGUUUGACUGUAACAACAAACCAUGUUAAGUAUUUUAUUUGUUCAUACUCUAGCUUCAGAUCAGCGCGAUUGACUAUUCAUCUGGCCCCAGUUGUUCAAAAGAUGGAUAUGUGCUAUCUCUAUCCAGUGGAUAACAUAAUUGGUUUUCAUAAUACAAAUCCACUGGGUAGCAAAUAUUAUUUAAGCAGUGGAUAGCCCUAUCCAACUUUUGAACAACAAGGGCCUGAUACACAACUGUCACUUUGUUUUUAGUGUUCCAGUGUAGGUGCAUCGUUCUGCUACUUAUUAUUCUACUUGGUUGGUCGUCAGUUAGUGCAACAUUACUUGCCAGAGAGAGUUAAUCAGUGGCAGGAGCAGGUAUUAUUGCUGAUAUUAAUUUAAUAUUAGUGUUUUAUUUCUUAAUCAUUAAUAGUCCCUCUCUGAGGUAACUGUUGGUGCAAGAGCUUUGGUUUUUGAACUAUUACAAUUUAGUCAAAUCCAACUAGUGGUCUAUUAUCAAUGCUGCAUUCUGAUUGGUUGAGCUACUACUAGGCUAUAUGUUAUAGCCCCCUAGUAGCGAAAAGCGCAGGCUUUUUGGCAGCAAAAAGGAUUAAAGUCUAGCUUUUAAGUAGAUAAAAUUUUUUUUAUUCUCGAUAUUUUUGACCAACUAGUUGCAUUUUACUGAAACAAUUAUUAUUCCUCUCGCCCUCAUGGCCUCUGAGUCAAUAGACCAUUCGGCCUUCAGCCUCAUGGGCUAUUGACUCAGAGCCAAUUCGGGCUUGAGGAAUAAUUGUUAAAUAUAUAGUUGAACCACCAUUUGCAACCACUUCUCACAAAGUGACCACCUUUUGGCCUCAUGGUUUUAUAGAUUUCCAUUGUUUUUAAACUCUUGAAAAGUUGAUGUGGUCUAGUCUCUUUGUGCACUGUAUGUGUUAUGCCAGUCAUGGUACAUGAAGAACUUUUCGUGACAGCAUGGAACUACACAUAUAUGUAACUUGGAAAUUGCAUGCAAUAAAUUCUUUGCCAAAAAGAAGAUGUGUCUGGACCUCAUCCUGGAGAGACCACCUGUGGUUUGAUUCUUUUAAGCGACCACCCCCCAUAAACAACAACUAAAUCUUCACAGUUUGGGUGGUCGUUUACGAGCAGUUUGACUGUACAAUCAUCACCACCUUUGACCUUAAAAAGUCACUCUAGCUAUAGAUGUAUGGUCUCAAAAUAUCUAGGAUGAAAUAUUUCCUGCUAGUUUCAUUUUUACACAAUGUUGAUUUAAGACAAACCUCUGGAAUCCAGGGUUUCUGAAUAAGAAUUUAUUAGUAAACCCACAAGAGGCUAAAGUGGGUUAACUGCCUGUAACCUCGAGUCAGAGAAUUACCCAAUUUUUUCUCAUUAAAGCAUUAUUUUAUACUCUCUAGCAUUUAAAUUAUUUGAAGUGCUAUGUGUUGGUGCUAUUAUUUUGAUAAUAUAAUUUUUAUAUUUCUUUUUAACAGGUCUCCCACCACCGAGACAACCUCUUAAGCUAUAUAAUAUUUUUGCGUAUCACUCCAUUUCUUCCCAACUGGUUUAUUAACAUCACCUCACCAGUUAUAGGAGUUCCACUUUUACCAUUUUUCAUUGGCACAUUUGUAGGUAAGUAUGUUAAAUAAAAACAUCAGGCAGUUUACAUGUAAAUCAUCCAACUAGUGCAACAAGAAAGAAGUGUGAGAAAUGGAGUUUACAUCUUCACUGUAUUCUGAAGAAUAUUUUUGCUUAAUGAUUGUGAUGAUAAUUUGACUUAAAUUAACACAAUUUUUUUAAAUCCGCAUUUAUUUCCCAUAAUAUUAAUUGUAAUUGUACUGUAAAUUGAAUUGCGAACAUCAAGAUUUGAACUUAUGAUCUCCCAAACACUGGCCAUUUACUAGAUUUGAAUUAUACCACCAGUAUCAGGAAUUAUAAUACUUAUACAGUAGUCUAUUACUGUACUUUUGAAGUUUCACCCAUAUAUUAAUGGUUAUCUCUUUUUCAAUUAUCACUUGUUAAGCACAGCAUUUGAUGAAUCAGCAUUACAGUAGCAAAACUUUUAUGAUGAGCUAUUUGUAAUUAUUGUUCUAGAAAUUUAACACUUGACACUUUAAUAAUAAUAUUUACUCAUUUUUUGUUUCCAUUUCAUCAGGAGUGGCUCCACCAUCAUUUGGUUUUAUCGGUGCAGGGGUUGAGUUGCAUGAACUGACAACUACAGGAGAUGUAAUGUCUUUCAAGUCAGUCAUGAUUGUUAUAGUCUGUGCCAUACUAUCACUAUUUCCAGUCGUUUUUAAGAGACAAUUGAAGGCCAAGAUACAAUAAUUAUCACUAGAAAAUAUUUAAAUAUUAGUUUAGGCUUUAUAGUGAAACAGGUGGGUCAGGAUUGAAACGUAUUGUAAUAAAAUCAUCAUUAAUAUGGGUCAUAAGUGAAAGUUUUUCAAAAGGGGCAUUGGUAAAAUCUGGAAAAACAGGUGAUAUGGUAAAGAAAAAUUAUUUACUGCUGAUCAAAAAGUAACCUGCAUAGCAUGGCAGUUUUGUCAGGUUUCUUGUUGCUCCCACCCCAAUCGCCUCGCAGUUUCACUGCGCUCGCCCACCUUGGCUUGGUUGCAUGCCUGACCAAAACUGCUAUGCUAUGCAUGCUAAUACAAAAGUUAAGCAUGCAUUUAAAAACGUUAUUUAUUGUCUACACAUGUAUUGUUUUUGUUUUCCGAAGCAAGAUUUUAUAAGAAAGUACUGCAAAAUUAAUGUUUGGUUUAGAUGAUCUAGGUUUUAGUUCAUUUAUAUAAAUUGUACUAGAGGUAUUAUUACUGAUGAAAACAAGCUUGCAAUUGGCUUUGUGUAAGAGUUAUUUUAAAAUACAACACUGUAAGUACAUUUGCUAGGCAGAUUGCCAUGCCAGUUUGAAAACUGAUCCAUUUUUGUUUUUGCCUUGUAUUUAUUCAUGGAUAAGGUUUCCAUAAAGAAUAAAAUUUCGUGUCAGAUUGUGAUUCAAUUUUUUCGUUGGCGUGGAAAAUUUGAAUCAGUUAUUACUUCUUUUUCUGCUGUAUUGUUACUGUUGGUGACACAAGUCGUGUAUAUUUCUCAGAGCGAUGACAUCUAAUAGUGUGAGGAAGUAGCUGGAAAAAGAAAACUGUAGCAUUGUUGAGAAACGUUUUGGGUGUCAAGAUGUCAACAAUUGCUGAUGUUCAAUAAAACAAUUCAGUUCCACUAUACAAUAUACUAAUCUCUAUUUGUCAGAGUAAUAGAGUCCAUCCUCCAUGUGCGACCACCUAUCCAGAACACCCCAAUUUUUACCAUUCAAAACCUUACAGUUGGAACCUCUCGUAAACGACCAAUUCCUGUAAGCGAUCGCGACCAUUUUUGGGGGCUGAUGGUUUAUAAUUUCCAUUGUUUUUAACUUCUUGUAAGCGACCACAUGACGCAUU
Messenger RNA from Porites lobata, 9997 nucleotides. The record is from the annotation of a GenBank genome assembly. Lineage: Eukaryota; Metazoa; Cnidaria; Anthozoa; Scleractinia; Poritidae.